Molecule: messenger RNA, 1019 nt
Organism: Scomber japonicus (chub mackerel)
Lineage: Eukaryota; Metazoa; Chordata; Actinopteri; Scombriformes; Scombridae
Exons: 8
Coding region: 38-1012 (324 amino acids)
Molecular function (GO): protein binding
Source: RefSeq, a predicted model, not a curated record
GACUGCAUCUUGCUGUCUAAAGAGGUGAUAUUUCACAAUGAGGCGUGCUGCAGCUUUUCUGGCGUUGCUGCUCUGUCUGUACUGGACGGGGGCUCAGGGUGAGAGUGGAGGGCUGGCGGGGAAUGAUGUCACUCAGAUUGAGAUUCAGUCUGAGAUCCUGGGUGUCAAAUCAACCAGUGAUCAGACCAACAUCACCCCUGACAUCUGGGCUGAGCUGAAGGAGCUGAGAGACAUGGCCAUCGAACACAGUGUGGAGCUGAGGAACAGCAAGAGCAAGAUGGAGAAGCUGGAGCAGGAGAAUACAGCCAUACAGACCAGACUGACAGCCAGUGAAAGCAAGAAUGCAGUGUUGGAGUCCAAAAUGACCGACAGUGAAAAUGUGGUCAAAGAGCUCCAGAGUGAGAACACAGAGUUGGAGUCCAAAAUCAACGCCAGUGAAAAUGUGGUCAAGGAGCUCCAGAGAGAGAACACAGAAUCCAGGUAUUUCCAAUACACACCAUUCCAAGCUUCUCUUGGUUUUCACAACGGUCCACAACAUCUUAACAUACCAAGAAUGAACGCCAGUGAAAACGAGGUGGAGGAGCUGAAGAGACAGAUUGCAGACCGACCAAAGGUGGCGUUCUCACUUGGUCUCACUGACAGCGGAACAAUUGGACCCUUCAAUACUGACACCACACUCAAGUUCAGUAAAGUCUUCACCAACUUUGGUCAGGCCUACAGUCCAACUACAGGUCUCUUCACAGCCCCAGUCAGAGGAGCCUACUACUUCUCAUUCACUCUACUGGAUGGCCGGAGUAACACAUGGAGGGAUGUUUUCCUGUAUCACAAUGACAAGAGAGUGUUGUGGAGUCAAAAUUACAGUGCAAAUGGCUACGAAAGUGUUUCUAAUUCACUGGUUGUUCAGCUGGAAAAGGGGGAUGUGUUCUACCUGGUUUUAUAUGCUGGCGAUAGUGUAUUCGAUGAUACUAAUGAUCGUACUACCUUUAAUGGAUUUCUGCUUUUUCCACUGUGAGACUCAA